ACUCACAGAAGCCGCACAACCUUGUCCAGCAUGGAGAAACACCUGUUCAGCCUGAAGUUCGCGGCCAAAGAACUGAACAGGAGUGCCAGAAAAUGCGACAAGGAGGAAAAGGCCGAAAAGGCCAAAAUUAAAAAGGCCAUUCAGAAGGGCAACAUGGAAGUUGCGAGGAUACACGCUGAAAACGCCAUCCGCCAGAAGAACCAAGCGGUCAAUUUCUUGAGAAUGAGCGCGCGGGUGGAUGCGGUGGCUGCCCGAGUCCAGACCGCGGUGACCAUGGGCAAAGUGACCAAGUCCAUGGCCGGUGUGGUUAAGUCCACGGAUGCGACGUUGAAGACCAUGGAUCUGGAGAAGAUCUCUGCUUUGAUGGACAAAUUCGAGCACCAGUUUGAGACCCUGGACGUCCAGACGCAGCAAAUGGAAGACACAAUGAGCAGUACGACGACGCUGAGCACUCCCCAGAACCAGGUGGAUAUGCUGCUCCAGGAAAUGGCAGAUGAGGCGGGCCUCGACCUGGGCAUGCAGCUGCCGCAGGGCCAGACCGGUUCCGUGGGAAGGAGCGUGGCUUCGGGUGAGCAGGAUGAACUGUCCCAGAGACUGGCCCGCCUUCGGGAUCAAGUCUGA
Messenger RNA from Peromyscus eremicus (cactus mouse), 621 nucleotides. Its product is annotated as charged multivesicular body protein 1b-like. The record is from RefSeq and is a predicted model, not a curated record. Gene Ontology annotation, cellular component: ESCRT III complex; multivesicular body. Lineage: Eukaryota; Metazoa; Chordata; Mammalia; Rodentia; Cricetidae. Gene Ontology annotation, biological process: protein transport; late endosome to vacuole transport; endosome transport via multivesicular body sorting pathway. Bases 31 to 621 code for a protein of 196 amino acids. The transcript has a single exon.